This is a messenger RNA of Micropterus salmoides (largemouth bass), 2386 nucleotides long. RefSeq lists its product as uncharacterized. Gene Ontology annotation, biological process: interleukin-15-mediated signaling pathway; T cell activation; positive regulation of ERK1 and ERK2 cascade. NCBI's taxonomy places the organism in Eukaryota, Metazoa, Chordata, Actinopteri, Centrarchiformes, Centrarchidae. The record is from RefSeq and is a predicted model, not a curated record. The transcript has 6 exons. Gene Ontology annotation, molecular function: protein tyrosine kinase binding; MHC class II protein binding. The coding region runs from base 1 to 870 and encodes 289 amino acids. Gene Ontology annotation, cellular component: membrane raft; external side of plasma membrane.
AUGAUGGUUGAGUUCAAAUGGAUUUCUUUAUUUCUUACAGCGGUGCUUCAGUUUACAGCAGUGGCUGGAAACCUUUCCAUCUUCAUUGUCAGAGAUGGAGAUGAAGUCACUUUGCCUUGUGGAAAUGUGAUCGGUGGUCAAGACAAAUGUGACAGUACUAGCUGGAUCUUCAGUGCUACAGAAAAUACAGCGCCUGUGUGGCUGAUUGAACGUGGGCAGAUUAGUGAAAAGGCCAUAGCUAAAUCGGAGAGACUGAAUGUUACAGCAAAGUGUUCCCUGGUUGUGAAGAACAUCACAGCUGAGGAUGCUGGUUACUACACCUGCAGACAGUUAAAAUCAAGUCUGCAAGAUGCGCAUGUACAUCUGUCUGUUGUUAACAUGACUGAAUAUGAGGAUGGUGAUAAGGUGACGUUAACCUGCUCUGUGUCGACAUAUGCAGGGUGUGAACACACAGUUAAGUGGCUGUAUGAGGGUAAAGAUGUAGAAGAAGAUAACAAAGACAAGAAGACACUGCAGUCUGACUGCUCAGUUACUGUGACAUUUCUUCCCUCUUAUCUAAAGGCAAACUAUCGUGAGUUGUUAAAAUGUAAAGUAACGGAUAUUUACAUUGGAAAAGUGCAGCUGUUUCCAUUCAUCCCUCAGCUGUCAGAUGAGGAAACAGUCACCUCCUUUGAACAAAUCCGACAUUUGGUGUCUGUGGGAUUAGCCGCACUCAUAGUAAUUGUUGUUGCAGUCAACAUCUGGACAAGAACUAAAGGGACAAAAACACAGAUGGAUGAAAACACAGUGAAUAAUGAUGAAGAUGAAGAUGAUGGCAUGGAGAACAAUGAAAACUCUGGGGACCCUUCUGCCUCUGCCAGACCCCACUGAUCAACAACUUCCAUAUCAUCAGCUCAUCAGAGAAAAUACUUUACUCUUUAAAUAACAGCACAUCAAGACAAAAAAAAUUAAAUCUAGUAUAAUUUAUGGGUUUUGCAUUUAUUUCUCAAUCUGACUGGACAGCAAUAUUACCAAUAACCUAGCGAACUUUAAGUAUAUAAGGAACUGUUUGACAACACCUGUAGCAAAGCUAUACAUGACAACUAUGAUAAUUCCUCACCUAACAUAUUGUAUGACAAGCUGGACCCAGGUAUGCAGUACAACACUAAGGCCUAUUUUAUCACUUUACAAACAAGCACUUAAAGUAUUGGACAAAAAAACCCAACUUUACCACCACUGUAACAUUCUUAAUACUUAUAACCUACUCAAUUGGGAAAAUAUUUUAAAACACAGUGAUGCAUGCCUAAUCUUUAAAAUCAUUAAUGGGAAGGCUCCCCCACCACUCUGUACUUUUAUACAGCAGAAGUCAUCUAGCAGCAGAACCACAAGGUCUGCCUUAAGAGGGGACUGUGUAGUCCCUCGUAGGUCCAGUUCCUUUGGCCAAUUAUGCUUUUCUGUGAGAGCCUCUAAACUAUGGAACCAAUUGCCUGUGGAUAUUAGAAAUUCCACCUCAUACCAUACAUUCUCACACCAUCUUAAGGUCUGGCUUUUGAGCAUACAAAAAUGUGAACACCUCUCAUAAUAAUAAUGUAUGUCUGUCUCUAUAUUUUAGCUGUCGUGUAACUUUUGGUAUAUGUAUGCUAAAUAGAUGGUUAGAUGGUAACUUUAUUAAUGCCCUAACUGUUGUAUGGAUGUAUGGUUAUAUGUUAUAUGUUUUAUGAUGUUAUGUUUUAAUGGAGCCAGUGCUAUGGCAUUAUGUUUUAUUGUUGUAUAUCAAUUGCUGUGUGACUUAAUGUGUUUUAUUAUUUUUGUUUCUUUUAAGCUAUUAUGUGCCUAGUAUAACAUCUUGCCAAUGGACUACAGUUGAAAAUUAGCCUGCUGGCUAACACUGGCACAUUUACAGAAAUGUUGAUUAAUGUGCACUGUCCUUAAAUAAAUAAAUGAAAUGAAGUCUUGAUUUCAUCUCAUAUCAGGUUUUAUGAAAAUGUUUUUUACGGCAUCAGUUGUGAAAAUCUGUAUUUUCUGCAGCCAAUUCAGAUAUUAUAUACAGUAUAUUUUUCUCUGAAAAAAAACAUGAACAGAACUGCUGCUACAUAUUGUGGAGGCUUGAUGUUCUACAUCCUGGCAGUUAAAGGCAGUUCAGUCAAGAUACUCGUCAAUGGGGGCGGGUGUGUACUGCCUUGCUGGUCAGGGUCCCGUACGGCCGGUAGGUGUGUCUGGGGGUGGGUUGAUUCUUAGAUGCAUUGCGGUGCGGGCGUGGGGGACUUUUUCUAAUGUUUUUUUUUUUUUAUGUUGGUUGAUGACAUGGUGUUGGCGGUGGUGCGGCGCUCGGGAUGCCUAGGGCGCGGGCUUGACGGGGGGACCGGUGUUUGCCCUGUAUUCAGCAUGCCGCUGCUGCAGGGUGGGU